This is a messenger RNA of Condylura cristata (star-nosed mole), 2753 nucleotides long. It is a transcript of the gene RXFP2, whose product is annotated as relaxin/insulin-like family peptide receptor 2. NCBI's taxonomy places the organism in Eukaryota, Metazoa, Chordata, Mammalia, Eulipotyphla, Talpidae. Gene Ontology annotation, molecular function: G protein-coupled receptor activity; protein binding. Bases 122 to 2335 code for a protein of 737 amino acids. Gene Ontology annotation, biological process: G protein-coupled receptor signaling pathway. The transcript is spliced from 18 exons. The record is from RefSeq and is a predicted model, not a curated record. Gene Ontology annotation, cellular component: membrane.
AAGUUGCUCUAUCAGAACUUCUUCUUUGGUAUAAGGAGGAUACGUCUAAUAACUCAAUUGCUGUAAACCUAUUGUUUUUUUUUCUGGUAUUAAACAUCUCUUCAGCCUCAGAUUGAUUGCAAUGUUCCUUCUACUUUACCUCGUCGUUCUGAUAGAUGUCAAAGAGUUUUUACUAACGGAAGGCAGCACAGUAGCGGCUUUGUGCCCAAAAGGCUAUUUCCCCUGUGGAAACCUUACCAGAUGCCUACCCCGAGCUUUCCACUGUGAUGGCGCGAACGACUGUGAGAACGGUGCUGAUGAGGAAAACUGUGGCGACACUAGUGGAUGGGCGACUAUAUUUGGCACAGUCCAUGGAAAUGCUAAUAAUGUGGCAUUCACACAGGAGUGCUUUCUUAACCAGUAUCCCCAAGGCUGUGACUGCAAAGCCAUGGAACUGGAAUGUGUAAAUGCUGGUUUAACGUCUGUGCCCACCAUCUCCAGCAAUGUGACAUUACUGUCUCUUAAGAAAAACAGAAUUCACAGUCUUCCAGGAAAAGUUUUCAUCAAAUACCCAGAACUUGAAAAGAUAUUUCUCCAGUAUAAUUGUAUUAGACACGUAUCCAGAAGAGCAUUUUUUGGACUAUAUAAUCUGCAAAUAUUGUAUCUCAGCCACAAUUGCAUUACGUCCCUCAGGCCUGGAGUAUUCAAAGACUUACAUCAGCUAACUUGGCUAAUUCUAGAUGACAAUCCAAUAACCAGGAUUUCUCAGCGGUUGUUCACUGGAUUGAAUUCCUUGUUUUUCCUGUCUAUGGUUAAUAACUACUUAGAAGCUCUUCCCAGGCAGAUGUGUGCCCACAUGCCUCAACUCAACUGGAUAGAUUUGGAAGGCAAUAGAAUCAAAUACUUCACCAAUUCUACCUUCCUGUUGUGUGAAUCUCUCACAGUGCUGUUUCUGCCUAGAAAUCAAAUUGAUUAUGUUCCAGAGAAGACAUUUUCUUCAUUAAAAAAUUUAGGAGAACUGGAUCUAUCUAGCAAUAUGAUAAUGGAGCUACCACCCCACAUUUUUAAAGACCUGAAGCUUCUACAAAAACUGAGUCUGUCGUCCAAUCCUCUUUUGUAUCUCCACAAGAACCAGUUUGAAAGUCUUAAGCAACUUCAGUCUCUAGACCUGGACAGGAUAGAGAUUCCCAAUAUAAACACACAGAUGUUUCAGCACAUGAAGAAUCUUUCUCACAUUUAUUUCAAAAACUUUCGAUACUGCUCCUAUGCUCCCCAUGUCCGAGUAUGUAUGCCCUUGACUGACGGAAUUUCUUCAUUUGAGGACCUCUUGGCUAACAAUAUCCUCAGAAUAUUUGUCUGGGUUAUAGCUUUCAUAACCUGCUUUGGAAAUCUUUUUGUCAUUGGCAUGAGAUCUUUCAUUAAAGCUGAAAACACGACUCACGCUAUGUCCAUCAAAAUCCUUUGUUGUGCAGACUGCCUGAUGGGUGUGUACUUAUUUUUCAUUGGUUUAUUUGACAUGAAGUACCGUGGGCAGUAUCAGAAGUAUGCACUGCUGUGGAUGGAGAGCUUACAAUGCCGCCUCAUGGGGUUCCUGGCCAUGCUGUCCACUGAAGUCUCGGUCCUGUUGCUGACCUAUCUGACUGUGGAGAAGUUCCUCGUCAUUGUCUUUCCCUUCAGUAACAUUCGUCCUGGAAAAUGGCAGACCUCAGUUAUCCUCAUUUGCAUUUGGAUAAUGGGGUUUUUAAUAGCUGUGAUUCCAUUUUGGAAUGAGGAUUAUUUUGGAAACUUUUAUGGGAAAAAUGGAGUCUGUUUCCCACUUUAUGAUGACCAAACAGAAGAUUUUGGAAGCAAAGGAUAUUCUCUUGGAAUUUUCUUAGGUGUGAACUUGCUGGCCUUUCUCAUCAUCGUGUCUGCCUAUAUUACUAUGUUCUGUUCCAUUCAAAAAACUGCCUUGCAAACUUCAGAAGUAAGGAAUCACAUUGGAAGAGAGGUGGCUGUUGCAAAUCGUUUCUUUUUUAUAGUGUUCUCUGAUGCCAUCUGCUGGAUUCCUGUAUUUGUAAUUAAAAUUCUUUCCCUCUUCCGAGUGGAAAUACCAGGCACCAUCACUUCCUGGAUAGUCAUUUUUUUCCUUCCAGUAAAUAGUGCCUUGAACCCAAUCCUCUACACUCUCACAACCAGCUUUUUCAAAGACAAGUUGAAACAGUGGCUGCACAAGCCUUGGAGGAAAGUGAUUUUCAAAACUAAAAAGAAAAGUUUAUCUACAUCCAUUGUAUGGACAGAUGACUUCUCCUCACUUAAACUUGAGGUUUUGAACAAAAUCAACCUUGGGGACAGUAUAGUGAAGCCAGUUUCCUAGUAAUGUUUUGAAUCUGCACUUUCAAUGGACUACCUGAAAAAAAAAAAUACAGCAUUUGGAAAAUGACAUCAUCAUGCUUUCAUCUUCACCAGUAGCAAGCCUUUCUGCACAGAGAGCACGGCUAGUGACUUCUGCCCCUGCAUCCCAGUGGCAGCUGACUACUGUCAACUGUAUCUAAGGUUCCUGUUGCCUUCACAUGGCUGACUUGCACCACCGAAUGCAAGAAUAGUAGGUUGACAUGCAGUUGACCUCUAGCUAGUCAGCACUACCUAUUACCAGCAAAUGUUCACGUUAGUACCACAUAGUCUGCAUUUAAAUUAAGAUGCCCUGUCAGUAGAAUAAAAACAUUCACAACAUCUCAUUCAGUGUAACCAUAACAACAGAAGACUGACAUCGCUUUCCUUGCCUUUUCAAUAUC